UUCCGCCACCAACGUUUAUUAUUCUUUUUCGUCCAAGUUUUCCUUAUCCCCCCAACAGAUACACUCCGUUGCCGUACGAAACUUUCUUUUUGCCUAUGUUGCCUUCUUGGUAGUUUGCUGUCGCUGCUGCUGGAACAGGGAAAUCGGGGAUGGUUUCCAAGAUACGGCGUACAGUCGCCGUUUCCACCGCAUAGUAAGAUAGUUCCACACCGUGCGCCCACUCUGUCGUGCGUGUGUGCACUUUUUGUUGCUGUGCUACCACCAGGUUGCGUGUGGCCAGGAAUAUUGUGUGCCUGCGCUGGUGAAUUGCAGCCAGGAUGAGUUUCAGUAUCGGGUCGGGCACGGGCACCAGCUGCCUGGCAGCGCUCGGCGAGAUGGAACAGAUCAUCUGCCAGCUCGAGCGGGGCACACUGAUCCAGAAGUUUUAUCCCCGCAAACGGCCGGAAAAGAAAACGCUAAUGCUGCGCCGCGAAACGCGACAGAUCAUCUGGUCCUCGGUGCAAACGAACGGACGCGGCAAUUACGAAGGAUCGCUAGAGCUGCGCGAGGUGAAGGAAGUGCGUCCGGGGAAGAAAUCGAAAGACUUUGAAAAGUGGCCCGAAGAGGCAAAGAAGAGUGAACCGCGCAAAUGUUUCGUCAUACUGCACGGCAACGAUUUCAAGCUGCGAACCGUCUCGAUCGUCGCAUUUUCCGAAAAAGAGGCCGACAUGUGGCUAAAAGGACUGAAGUAUCUGAUCUCAGACACCAUAACCUCACCGUACUGGUUGCAGAUCGAGCGGUGGCUUCGGCGCGAAUUUUACCUAAUGGAAGCGAACGGCACGGCCAGCCUGAAGGACAUUCGAUCGUUUCUGCCGAAAAUCAACUGUAAAAUAUCCACCGCCAAGCUGAACGACAUCUUCCACGAGGUGGACACCCGGCGCCGGAACGAGCUUGGGUUUGAUGAUUUUACACGGCUUUAUCAGCGGCUGAUACUACCCGCGACGGCACUGCCGGAUUAUUUCGAUGGAAUACGCAUGGCUACGUACAGCCAGGACGGGCAAACGGUUACGCUGCAGGAGUUCCGCCGGUUUCUCGCCAAAGUGCAGCAAGAGGGCGAAGGAAGCGGUGGUGGGAACGGGGACGGUGGUGCUGGUGGACAGAGCGAAGAGGUGGUAGCCAAAUUCAUCAACGAUUACAUCCAAGAUCCGGCACGUGACGUGAGCGAACCUUAUCUGCGUUUGCACGAGUUUAUCGAUUUUUUGUUUUCGCGCCAAAACGAAAUCUGGGACAAGCGGUGCGAUACGGUGUACCAGGACAUGACCCGCCCGCUCGCCCACUAUUGGAUCUCGUCUUCGCACAACACCUACCUGACGGGCGAUCAAUUCUCGAGCGAAUCUUCCGUGGAAGCGUACGCCCGAGCGCUGCGCAUGGGAUGCCGCUGCAUUGAGCUAGAUUGCUGGGACGGGCCGGACAAUAUGCCGCUCAUCUUCCAUGGCCACACGUUCACGACACGCAUCAAGUUUAUGGACGUUAUACGUACGAUCAAGGAGCACGCCUUCAUCACGUCCGAGUAUCCGCUCAUCCUGUCGAUCGAGCAGAACUGUUCGCUCACCCAGCAACGGCGGAUGGCACAGGCGAUGCAGGAAGUGUUUGGUGAGAUGCUGCUAACGCAACCGAUCGAUAAGGCGGAAACGCAGCUACCCUCACCCCAGCAGUUGAAGCGUAAAAUUAUACUGAAACACAAGAAGCUGCCCGAAAACGGGAUGCUGGUGGUGGAUGAGGUGGGCAAGGAAUCGGCCAUCCUGCUGCGUGCGAACGACGAGAGCGAGCUGGACAUCAGGAAUACCGUCAAGAACGGUAUCCUGUAUCUGGAGGAUCCCGUCGACAAGGGUUGGAAUGCACACUUUUUCGUGCUAACGCAGCACAAGCUCUUCUACACGGACAGUCAGCGACCCGAUCGGGACAAUGACGGUAGAGACGAUGAGCGCGAGGAGAAUGGUUUCGCCAACCGUACGUCCCGCGAUGGUGCUGUGCUUUCGAACGAUGAGCUUCACUUCGGGGAGAAUUGGUUCCACGGCAAGCUGUCCGGGGGGCGUGAGGAGGCCGAAAAGCUGUUGCAACAAUUUUCCCACCUGGGCGACGGUACGUUCCUGGUGCGGGAAAGCGUUACCUUCGUCGGGGACUAUUGCCUGUCCUUCUGGCGCCAGGGUAAACCGAACCACUGUCGGAUAAAGCUCAAGCAGGACAAGGGCGUCACGAAGUACUAUCUGAUGGAGAACGUGCUGUUUGAGAGUUUGUACAGCUUGAUCAUGUACUACCGGCAGAAUGCGCUUCGCAGUGCGGAAUUUUACAUCACACUGAAGGAACCGGUCCCGCAGCCGAACAAGCACGAAACGAAGGAAUGGUACCACCACACGACCACCCGCGAACAGUCCGAGAUUGUGCUCAACCAGAUCCCGCAGGACGGUGCCUUCCUGGUGCGGCCCAGUGAUAAGGGACCGAAAGCGUUCGUCAUUUCCUUCCGGGCGCACGGCAAAUUCAAACACUGCCGCAUACGGGUGGAAGGCCGGCUGUACGAGAUGGGUGGGAUGGAGUUUGAAAGUCUGGUGGAUCUGGUCAAUUUCUACUCGAAACAUCCGCUCUACCGGAAGGUGACGCUAACGUAUCCGAUCCCGCGGGAAAUGAUUCGGCGGAUCAACACGAUGGAUGUUCCAGAAGAAAGUGGCGCGUACGGCUAUAUGGACCCGGCAACGGUUAUCAACGAGAACGUAACGGUGAAAGCGCUGUACGACUAUAAAGCCCAGCGGGACGAUGAGCUGUCGUUCUGCAAGCACGCAAUCAUUACCAACGUGGCGAAGAAGGGCAACGACUGGUGGUUGGGUGAUUACGGUGGCAAACGGCAACACUACUUCCCGGCCAACUACGUGCAGGAGCUGAGCGCCAUGGACGAUGGCACGCUGGUGGACGAAGGCGCUAAUGAGCCGUUGAUGCUGGGAAGCUUGCAGAAAGGUUCCUUAGACGUGCACGGCGCGGUGGUCGAGAUGGCGUACAGCAACCAUCCGGACAUCGAGCGCAUCCUGCGCAUCCAGAACCCAACCAUGCAGAACGUGUUCGAGGUCGGCGUACAGACGAAGGAGCUAGCGUACGAGUGGAUGUGUGCCAUCAAGGAGGCGGCCCAAAAUGCGAGCGCCAUGGAGAACGAACGGCGCAAGAUGGAGCGCAAUUCGCGCGUCGCGAAAGAAAUGUCCGAUCUCAUCAUCUACUGUCGCAGCGUACCGUUCAAGCAUCAUCCCGCCUCGUGGGUGUUUUACGAAAUGUCCAGCUUCCCGGAAACGAAGGCGGAGAAAUACUUUCUGCAGCCGGAAACGCGCCCACUGUUCGUGCGCUACCACCGGAACCAUCUGAGCCGGGUGUAUCCGAAGGGUCAGCGGCUCGAUUCGUCCAACUACCAUCCGACGGCACUGUGGAACUGUGGGUCGCAGAUGAUUGCGCUCAACUUCCAAACGCCGGACAAACCGAUGCAGCUGAAUCAGGCCAAAUUUAGGGACAAUGGGGGCUGCGGCUACCUGCUGAAGCCGGAGUUUAUGUUCCGGGACGAGUUUGACCCGACCGAUCCGAACACGCUCGUGGGGGUGAACCAGAUGGUUGUGAAUGUGCGCAUCAUCGGUGGCCGGAAUCUGUGCAAGGUGAGCCGCAACAUUACCAGCCCGCUGGUGGAGGUGGAAGUGUUGGGCGCACCGUUUGACGGUGGCAUCAAGCAUCGUACCAGAGCCAUAGCGGACAACGGGUUGAACCCGAUCUGGAACGAAAUCUGCGAAUUUCGGAUAUGGAAUCCGCACCUCGCGAUGAUCCGGUUCGAGGUGCAGGACGAGGACAUGUUCGGGGAGCCGAACUUUAUCGGCCAGGCCGUAUUUCCGGUCGGUGCCAUCCGGACCGGCUAUCGCAGUAUCGUACUGCGCAACAAGUACAGCGAAGAGCUCGAGCUGGCCACGCUGCUGGUGCACACGAGAAUUCGAUCAGCGCAGGCGGAGUAGUGAAUUGGGCGGCGGCCGUUUCGCUCUCUUUUCUUUGUUUUGCUUUUAACUUUCCUUUUUCGCUUUCCAGAAGUGUCUUAUGCGUAAACGGAUGUGAAGAAACCACUUUUUAUAAUCCAACACGGUAACAGUAUUGAGCGAGCGAAUGGGAAUCGAUAGGGAACGAAGCAAGAAGAAAAACAAAAAACCAAGGUGUCGUCGUAUGUGUACAAUACACGCGAAGCGCGUAACAAUCUAAUGUGCCUCUACUAUAUAUUAUUAUACAUGGUUAAAGUAUAUACACACAUGUGUUAUGGAAGGUAUAUAACCUAUAUACAAAACGGACAAACAAAAACGAAGGUUAAACGAUCAUAAAAUGUUCGCCUAAAUACACCCACGAAGGAACAAAUAGGGUAGCAACUACACAAAACGGGUAGCGCACAAGGGUUAACACACGACUCUACAACACAGAAGCCUGCACACAAUCUUCACGGGGUUGUCGGUUGCAAAAGGAACAAAAAAAAAAAAAAACCAGUGAGCUUAUAGUGCAUUAAUCGGGGGGAGGUGGGAGGGCCAUAGAGUGUGCUGGAAGGGACGCGACGGGUCUAUACUAUACUAUACAUGUGUAUGUGUGGUAUGUACAAUGAAAGCAAUAAAUUAUGAUCGGUUUUCGGUUGGUGCAAACAGUGCAAUAACAAA
Anopheles stephensi (Asian malaria mosquito) is the source of this 4691-nucleotide messenger RNA. It is a transcript of the gene sl, whose product is annotated as 1-phosphatidylinositol 4,5-bisphosphate phosphodiesterase gamma-1. The record is from RefSeq and is a predicted model, not a curated record. Lineage: Eukaryota; Metazoa; Arthropoda; Insecta; Diptera; Culicidae. The transcript has 10 exons. Gene Ontology annotation, molecular function: phosphatidylinositol-4,5-bisphosphate phospholipase C activity; protein binding. The coding region runs from base 318 to 4013 and encodes 1231 amino acids. Gene Ontology annotation, biological process: phospholipid catabolic process; positive regulation of epithelial cell migration; phosphatidylinositol-mediated signaling.